GCGCCAGAAAGCGACCUGGACAGCAGAAGAAGUUGUAGCCGCUAGCUGUUGUUGUUGACAUGACGAUCAGAGAGAAUCAAUGGAGACAAACUGGACAUAAGACAUCUUCUCAGGCGGACUAAACGGUCACCAGUGGAGGAGGGUGGAGCUUCCCAGCAGUCACGAUGGAGGACACAGAGCUGGAGCUUUCCCCCGCCCCCUCUGACAGCCAGCCUGCCUCCACCUCCUCCUCCCCGUCCCUCCCCUCCACCCCCUCCUCCUCCUCCUGCGCCCCCCCCCAAGCCAUCACCCCCCCGCUGGGCGUGAUCAGCGAGGGCGUGGGCGAACUCAGCCUGGUGAUUGACAACGAGGUGGCCCAGCGGGCGUGUCGGGAGGUGCUGCAGAAGGUGAAGCUGAUCCAGGUGGACGGCGACGACCUGCAGAACGGGGGGGCGGAGCCUGAGAAAGACCCGGAGCCCCCCCUGACCCUCCUGCCCAAACCGCCAAAGAUCCGAGAGGAGACGGACGACCAAGAGGGCCCGUCCCCCGGCUCGGUGAAGAGUGCCCGGCGGCGGCAGAGGCACAACCCCUCCAAGCAGUCGUGGCUGCUGCGCCUGUUCGAGUCCAAGCUGUUCGACGUUUCCAUGGCGAUCUCCUACCUGCACAACUCGAAGGAGCCCGGCGUCCAGGCGUACAUCGGCAACCGGCUCUUCAGCUUCGCCCACGAGGAGGUGGACUUCUACCUGCCGCAGCUGCUCAACAUGUACAUCCACAUGGACGAGGACGUCGGCGACGCCAUCAAGCCUUAUGUGGUGCACCGCUGCAGGCAGAGCAUCUCCUUCAGCCUGCGCUGCGCCUGGCUGCUGGGGGCGUACUCCUCCGACAUGCACAUCUCCACGCAGCGACACUCCCGAGGCACCAAGCUGAGGAAGCUCAUCCUGUCCGACGAGCUCAAACCCGCGGGCUCCCGGGCCCGCCGGGACCCCCUGGCCCUCACCACCUUCAGCCCCCUGGCGGCGCCCGGCGCGGGCGAGCACGGCCUGUCGCCCUCCAAGCGCACGCAUCAGCGCUCCAAGUCGGACGCCACCGUCAGCAUCAGUCUGAGCAGCAACCUGAAGAGGACGGCCAGCAACCCCAAGGUGGAGAGCAGCCAGGACGAGCCGGUGCGUCUGGCGCCUCAGAGGGAGUUCAUAAAGUCUCUGAUGGGCAUCGGGAAGCGUCUGGCCACGCUGCCCACCAAAGAGCAGAAGACGUCCCGGCUGAUCUCAGAGCUGUCGCUGCUCAACCACAAGCUGCCGGCUCGCGUGUGGCUGCCGACGGCGGCCUUCGACCACCACGUGGUCCGCGUGCCGCACACGCAGGCCGUGGUGCUCAACUCCAAAGACAAGGCCCCGUACCUGAUCUACGUGGAGGUCCUGGAGUGCGAGAACUUUGAGACGUCCAGUGUUCCCGUCCGGAUCCCGGAGAACCGGAUCAGGAGCACGCGUUCUGUGGAGAACCUGCCGGACUGCGGCAUGACGGCGGAUCAGAGAGCCGGCAGCUUCUCCACGGUGCCCAACUACGACAACGACGACGAGGCCUGGUCUGUGGACGACAUCGGAGAGCUGCAGGUGGAGCUCCCAGAGAUCCACACCAACAGCUGUGAUAACAUCAGCCAGUUCUCGGUGGACAGCAUCACCAGCUUGGAGAGCAAAGAGCCGGUGUUCAUCGCUGCCGGAGACAUCAGGCGGCGCCUGUCGGAGCAGCUGGCAGCUCCGACCACCUUCAGACGGGACCCCGAGGACCCGUCGGCCGUGGCCCUGAAGGAGCCCUGGGAGGAGAAGGUCGGGAGGAUCAGGGAAGGAUCUCCUUACGGUCACCUCCCCAACUGGAGGCUUCUGUCCGUCAUCGUUAAAUGUGGAGACGACCUGAGACAGGAGCUGCUCGCCUUCCAGGUGCUGCAGCAGCUCAAGUCCACCUGGGAGCAGGAGCGGGUCCCCCUCUGGAUCAAGCCCUAUAAGAUCCUGGUGUUGUCGUCGGACAGCGGGAUGAUCGAGCCGGUGAUGAACGCCGUGUCCCUCCACCAGGUGAAGAAGCAGAGCCAGCUGUCUCUGCUGGACUACUUCCUGCAGGAGCACGGCGCUCCGACCACCGAGGCCUACCUGUCGGCUCAGAGGAACUUCGUCCAGAGCUGCGCGGGAUACAGCCUCAUCUGCUACCUGCUGCAGGUCAAGGACAGGCACAACGGGAACAUCCUGCUAGACGCCGACGGUCACAUCAUCCACAUCGACUUUGGCUUCAUCCUGUCCAGUUCUCCCAAGAACCUCGGCUUCGAAACGUCCGCCUUCAAACUCACAGCUGAGUUUGUUGAUGUGAUGGGCGGUCCAGAUGGAGACAUGUUUAACUACUACAGGAUGCUGAUGCUUCAGGGUCUGAUAGCAGCCAGGAAGCACAUGGAGAAGGUUCUCCAGAUCGUGGAGAUCAUGCAGCAAGGUACCCAGCUGCCCUGCUUCCAUGGGUCGAGCACCAUGAGGGGCCUGAAGGAGCGUUUCCACAUGAGCCUGACGGAGGAGCAGCUGCAGCUGCUGGUGGACCAGCUGGUGGACGGGUCCAUGAGGUCUCUGACCACCAAGCUGUACGACGGCUUCCAGUACCUCACCAACGGGAUCAUGUGACGCGUCGGGUGGUAGGGGGUGUGUGUGUGUGUGUGUGUGUGUGUCCAUCAUCAAAUGAACAGACUGAUGUUUUAUAUCUGACCUCAGAGACGAUGAGCCUUCCUCCUCCUCCUCCUCUUCCUCUUUUACCCUCUUAUUGCAGCAGCUUCUUCUUCUUCUUCUUUUAUUCCAUUUGUUCCUACUUCCUGUUGUUUCCUGUUCCUGUUCAGCCGGACUGUUAGCCAAUCAGAGAGCAGCUCCCAGUUUUUAGUUCAUACGGUGACACUCGGCAGGUAAAGUUUGUUACCGUGGAAACAGUGUUUCAUCCCCACAGCUGACUGUAAACCAGUUUGUCCAUUAAACCAGUUGAUCAAAAUAAGACUCAUUUUAUUGAUGUUAAAAAGAUGUUUUUGCAUUAAAAGUCAAUGACUAUUAA
Gasterosteus aculeatus aculeatus (three-spined stickleback) is the source of this 3048-nucleotide messenger RNA. It is a transcript of the gene pi4kb, whose product is annotated as phosphatidylinositol 4-kinase, catalytic, beta. The record is from RefSeq and is a predicted model, not a curated record. Gene Ontology annotation, cellular component: membrane; cytoplasm. Gene Ontology annotation, biological process: phosphatidylinositol phosphate biosynthetic process; phosphatidylinositol-mediated signaling. NCBI's taxonomy places the organism in Eukaryota, Metazoa, Chordata, Actinopteri, Perciformes, Gasterosteidae. Gene Ontology annotation, molecular function: 1-phosphatidylinositol 4-kinase activity.